UAAGAAACAAGUAGUCUACCGAUCCAAAAAACCAAAUUAAUUUUUUAUACGUACAUUCUUUGAAGUUUGAAAUGAAGAGCACCACUACCACCGUGGCCGGCGGCCACCACCACCAGAGGAGGGCGGAGGUAGGAGGUAAUUAUAAGGAGGAAGCUGAUCCGGUGAUUCGACGAGAAAAGAAGAUUACCAGUACUGAUAAUGGUCAGCAUCAGGGGAUAGUUGGAGGUAAGAAAGUGGAGGAGCCGAACAAGAACAAAGCAUUGGAGAGAAAGUCAACGGAGGACAUCAAUCAAAGCGCCGAAGCUUUCAUUAACAAAUUCAGACAGCAACUGCUUCUUCAACGGCUCGAGUCCAUUGAGAACUACGAGCAAAUGCUUCGAAGAGGAACCUGAUUAUUCGUGUACUACUAUUCUUUAUUGAUCUGAUUUUAUCCUUGUUAUAAUCUUUUUUUUUUUUUUUUACUUCUUUAUCGUUAUUUUAAACUGUAUAAGGAAAGAAGAUUGUGUACGAGUUGAUUGUAUCAUGUGUUGAUAAUUACAUUUUUUUUUUGUGUUCAAAUUAUAAUAAAUAUGUACGUGUGAGAUGUAUAAUUAAAAUUGUCGAAUUCAAACUGUUUGUGAGUUUAUAAAUAUGUAACGCCUAGCAAUUUGGGACCUGGCCGUGUUGUAGUUUUUUUUUUUUUUUUUUGUUAGUCGCUAGAUAAAUCGUCAAAACUCUUAUAUAUUUUAUCAAAAUUGUAAUCAGAAAUUUAUUAUGGGUGC
Molecule: messenger RNA, 761 nt
Organism: Oldenlandia corymbosa var. corymbosa
Lineage: Eukaryota; Viridiplantae; Streptophyta; Magnoliopsida; Gentianales; Rubiaceae
Source: the annotation of a GenBank genome assembly